AAAGAAGAUUUUGGAAGACCUUGACAUGGAACCAGGCUGGUCUAAUGACUUGUUUGAUCCCCACCCAUAAAAUGCUUUCAAGCACACAUGCUUUGUAUAGCACAAAUGUUUUCUUUCUCUACAGUCAGCUACUAUAGUAUACUUGAAGUAGAAUCAUAGAAUCAUUUAGGUUCAAAAAGACUUUUAAGAUCAAGUCCAGCCGUUAACUGUUAACCUAGCACUGCCAAAUCCACCACUAAACCAUGUUCUUAAGUGCCACAUCUACACGUUCUGUUAGAUUUCUCCAGAAGGUGGCUCAACCACCUCCCUGGGAAGCCUGUUCCAGUGCUUGACCACCCUUUCAGUGAAGAAAUUUUUUCCUAAUGCCCAAUUUAAACCUCCCCUGGUGCAACUUCAGGUGAUUUCCUCUUGUCCUGUAUCUUAUUAUUUGGGAAAAGAGACCAACACCCAGCUGCAUGCAACCUCCUUUCAGGUAGAUGUUAGGGAGCAAUAAGGUCUCCCCUGAGCCUCCUUUUGUCCAGACUAAACAACUCCAGUUCCCUCAGCCGCUCCUCAUAGGAGUUGUUCUCCAAAUCCUUCACCAGCAUUUUUGCCUCUCUGGACACGCUUCAGCAUCUCAAUGUCUUACUUGCAGUGAGGGGCCCAAAACUGAACACAGCAUUUGAGGUGUGGCCUCACCAGUGCCUUGCAAGGGUACCAGUACAGAGGGGCAAUUGCUUCCCUAGCCCUGCUGGCCACACUAUGUCAUUCACAACCACAAUAACUGGGUCUUUCAGUAAUUAAGGUAGUAAUUUAAAACUGACUUCUCUUAAGAUAAAUGUCAGGAGUCCUAACCUUACUUUUCUACAGAUUUCGUAUUAGAAAUAUUAAAACAGUUGUAAAACUAGAUGACUUAUUUGCUCUGUGAAGUUCAUUUUCUUUCUUUUGAAAAAACAGUAAAAGUGGUUAGAGAAAACAGUCCUGAGAAACAUAUUUAAAAGAGUUAGUAAGUGGGCUCAUUUUAGGAAAUACUGAAUUGACUUAUGGAAGUUGCAUACCCUCACAGAAGUGCCUUGCUGCUAGCUACAAAACUCAAUUUUCAGAAUUCAGUCCAAUUUUUUUUUUUUUAAAUUUUUAAAAUAUUUUUUAAAUUUUUAAUUUUAAAUUUAAAACUUUUAAGUUCUACAGGUGUCAAGGUGUAUUUACAAGGGAACAUGCAAAGAAACUUAAAAACAGUAACUGGACUGGAAAUCAAUAUUGUACUGUACGUUGAUCUAUCCAUGCUCUGAUUUUAAAGGGAUUACUUAGCGGUGGACUAGCUGUAAUGGAGUGAGAUGAAGAGAGGAAAAAGUACAGUGGCCACCCAAAGAAACUUACAACCCAUGCAAUGUAUAAAGUUCUUGCAGUCAUUACCAUGAAAGUCAGAGAAGCAAUACCUCAGGAAAAGAACUUAGACUGGCCUGAAUGAACAAUUCUUCACAUUCAAAAGAAUUUACUAUUUUUCCUCUCAAUAUCUUAGCCUGAUUUACAGAUACUAGGCCCAUGAAGUACUGUAGGCAUAUGUCAGACUUGUUGCCAGCCUCUGUAAAAGAAAAUGGCAAGGGAGCACAGGCAGAGCUGAAAGUGCAAAAGAGAAGACUGGAAGUUUGCAUAUUGACACCAUCAUCAAAUAGAAGUGAUUUUUUUUUUUCCUCUUCCAUUUAUAGGAGGUAUUUAGCAUUAUUAUUGCAUAUGAAAAACACAGUGCAACUUCUUAAAAUUCUAAGUAUUCUUUCAACAGUGUUUCUUUGGGGAAUUUAUGGUUGAUUGUAAAUAUUUUUGGAAAUGUAAUAUUCAGACCUUCUUUGGUUUGACUAGCCUUACUUAUGGGUAAAACAAGGUGAAAUUUUAAGGGGGCUUAUAUGUGAGGAAACUGAGGUGUUGUUAAGCUAAGAUGGUAAUGAUUUUUAUGUCUUAUUGUUACAGAUAAGUUAGUGUACGUUUCCUGUGAUUCAGAUGUGAUCUUUAAUGCAUCUGCUGUCAUGGUUUUCUGGCUGAAGGUGUCAGUAGCAUGACACGACUUAUAUUGCUGCUUUUCAGUUGGAGAUUUUGGGGUGUCAGAAGUUUAGAAAUGACUUGUGUUAAAUGUGGAAGAAUAUCAUUAAAGUACAUAGUUAAAUUUUAUUUUACCUUAUCCUAAGUGUGUGUGUAAGAGUCAGUGUUGCUUUUCUCAAGUUUAAACUGAUUUCUGAAAGAUGGGUGGUGUUUCAAAUUGCCACUACAAAGAAGAGUAAAGGUGGUUUCUGUGCCUUCCCUGAGAAAUUCCAUAGGUUAACUUUAACAAUUUUUUUAAUCACUUGAAGUCUGAAUUUCAUUGAUUUAAUCUGUCUUGCAGUGAGAAACUAUUCUUGUAAGCAUUUUUUCCCCUUCAGAUUUUGAAACAUGCCCUUGACUUUAAUACUAAUUCAAAUAUACUUUGUUUAGAAAAGAUGAAAGUCCUAUUCCCUUUUUAAUAGAUUGCUCUACUUGUUCAUGCCAUAAAUUGUGGCAUUUAUAAAAUGGGCAUAAUAAUGUUAACCUCUUUUUCAGAAAGCUUGGUGAAAAGUUAUAUAAUACUGCUUUCUCUGUAUAGAAAAAAAUCAGGUGACUUUAGUAACCUUUUAUUAUUUUGUCUUUGAAUUGGUACAGAAAUCUAUUCUUCUGUUUUUCGUACGAACUGGAAAUAUCUGGGCUAGAGUUUAACACUUCACUGUAAGCAGUAGUGCUGAUGCAUGUUAUCACCAAGGUUUGGCGUAUUCUUUUCCAGUGUUUUGAUUUAGACCCAUCUUUAAUCUCUAUGAAUCCUAAACAAUGACAAUUUUUUUUUUUGUGGUUGUUAUUGUUCUUGGGUAGUUUCCAGAAAGGAGGUGAAACCUUUCCUCUAAAGCAAGCACCAGAAAUCACUGUCUAGUUUGGGUUUUUCCAGUAUUUUACAAAUCUUGGUGUAGAGAUGUUACUCUAAUAUAAACUCUGGACAUUCCUUGGUAAAAGAAAACCACGUGGUUUGAUUAGACUUCUCACUUCUUUGCCAGUACUUGGAGACUAGCAGUGUGCUGGAAAGAGGCAUUUCCCGCGGAGAGAGCAACUGAUUCACACUAGCUCACUGUCUGCCUGCCAUGGAAGUGUUCCAGGAUUGGCUAUUCACUCUUAUUGGGGGUCUGAUCUGUUUCUGUACUCUGGUAAAAUGCAUCAGAUUUAUGAAAUAUGUUUUCCCACGUAUCUGGAGUGCUUUGUCUCAGACUUUCUUUCAGUCGCUGGGAGAAUGGGCAGUGGUCACAGGAGCAGGAGAUGGGCUUGGAAAAGCAUAUUCCUUUGAGCUGGCAAAACGUGGAUUAAAUAUAGUUAUGAUAAGCAGAACUCUUGAAAAACUGCAGAGAGUAGCCUCUGAAGUUGAGCAGGCCACAGGUAAAAAAGUGAAGGUUGUACAAGCUGAUUUCACUAAAAAUUCCAUAUAUGAGAACAUUGAAAAAAGUCUGCAAGGCUUGGAUAUUGGUGUUCUGGUUAACAAUGUUGGAAUGCUUCAUAAUCCUCUUCCGUGCCGUUUCCUUAAUGGACCAGACGUAGAUGAGAACCUUGUGAACUGUAACAUUAUUUCUGUUACAAAGAUGACAAAAAUGAUUUUGAAACAAAUGGAGCUAAGACAGAAGGGUCUUAUUCUGAAUCUAUCUUCUGGUCUGGGUACUUUCCCUUGUCCGUUAUAUACAAUGUACUCAGCUUCUAAGGCUUUCAUAAGCACGUUCUCCAAAGCACUACAAGCAGAGUAUAAGGCAAAGGGAAUUAUCAUACAGGUAGUGACUCCUUAUGGUGUUUCCACUCCAAUGACAAUGUACCAAAAACCCAAUCUUAUUACAAAGACGGCAGAAGAAUUUGUUAGUGAGUCACUGGAUUAUGUCACCUUUGGAAAUGAGAUUUUUGGAUGUUUAGCCCACGAAAUGCUGGCAUGUGUCCUGCAGUUCAUCCCUUUGUGGGUAUUCCACAGCGACAGACUUCAAGAAGCAGUCCUGCAUGCAUUUAGCAGUUAUCUAAAGAAGAGGUGGAGGAACUCCUAACAGAGUCAUUUUUCUGGAAGAUGUGCAAUGGGAAACCCCAGCAAGAUGCAUUUUACUGUGUCUCUGUGUGUGUGUGAAUUUAGAAGGAAUCAAAUCAGUUUGAGCUUGUGAAGUAAUAAGUGAUUUGAUCCAAUGAAUCUAUUAAGUAAAUUAAUUGUUGUCUCUUUUCAAAGACCAUAACAUUUGCUAGAGCUGUUCCAGUGGCUCUGGUGGGCCCUCGAUAGGUUCUAAGAAAUUUGUUACUGUUUUAAUAUAAGCUUGGAGGCCAAAAAUAUUUACGCUUAUUUGAUGUUUAUGA
Falco peregrinus (peregrine falcon) is the source of this 4344-nucleotide messenger RNA. It is a transcript of the gene HSD17B3, whose product is annotated as hydroxysteroid 17-beta dehydrogenase 3. NCBI's taxonomy places the organism in Eukaryota, Metazoa, Chordata, Aves, Falconiformes, Falconidae. Gene Ontology annotation, cellular component: endoplasmic reticulum. The transcript has 11 exons. Bases 3114 to 4046 code for a protein of 310 amino acids. The record is from RefSeq and is a predicted model, not a curated record. Gene Ontology annotation, molecular function: oxidoreductase activity.